This is a messenger RNA of Alosa alosa (allis shad), 2106 nucleotides long. RefSeq lists its product as uncharacterized. The record is from RefSeq and is a predicted model, not a curated record. NCBI's taxonomy places the organism in Eukaryota, Metazoa, Chordata, Actinopteri, Clupeiformes, Clupeidae. The transcript has 6 exons. Bases 430 to 1377 code for a protein of 315 amino acids.
CUUUCCGGAAUAUCCUAUUUAUACAGUCUUUGGGAAUAGCGCGUCAUUUAUGUUGUUGAAGUUCGGAGUAAAGAAAGUUCUAAAUCUAUCAUUCAACCUGGAAUGAUAAGCAGUCAAUAAUUUAACUUAAUGGAUUUCUUUUGUGCAGGCAUUAAGAUACGAAACACUCAUACCAACACAGCCACUUGUGGUCACAAAACAAUCACCACUGUAAGACGGAAGUCGGGGACAUUCCGAAUUUAUUGACAGUGGUGUCUCUUACCUCUUUGAGUUUCAGCUCUUUUCGAACUCAGUAGAGACUGAGAUUUAAGAUUAUAGAUCAAAUCCGAGGUUAAGAUUGUUAACCUAAUCGCUGGUGGUGUAACGAUAUAACAAGCUAAAGAUUAGCCUACUCCCACUGUGUUCCAAUUCACAGUUUUCAUUAGCGCUAUGGUGUUAGCAGAAUUAAGUUUGCGUUUGAAUGAAGUUGGUUAUAAGAACUGGCUUAAAGCUGGUUAUUGUUUAAUGAAGUUAAAGGACGGCUUGCAAGGUUUUGUCAACAAUGAAAUGAAACUUUUCCAUGAGAGGGUCAUUAACAAUAAUGCUAUUCUGCGACGGGGACCAUGCAGAAAUAACUGCAGAGCAAAGGGAAACCAGUUGCACUCUCUGUGCUCACUAUGUAGCGAGUGGAGGAGGGAGAUUCUGAGACACCACACUAACCCUUCAGCAGUGGUGAACUGGAGCAACUGCAGACCAUGGCUCUGGUCCGCUGAACACUGGGAACUUGCAAAGGCCUUUAUGCCUCGAGGACAGGCAGAUGUGACUAGAGCUGAGCAGUGUGAUGCUGCUGCCCUCCUUAACCUCCUCCACUUCUGCGACCACUUCAGCUAUAUAGACCCGAAGCUCGUCAAAGAGGUGAUUCGUUGCAGGAACGAGCUGAUGCACUCGUGUGAGAUGCGCGUGUCGGCACAGUGGAUGCGGUGCUACCAGAGGAGCCUGGAGCAGCUGCUGCAGCCGCUGCAGCACGUCCCCGAAGUGGCCGUCACCAGGCAAGACAUUCAGGAGACGCUGUCUAUAGACUGGUCAGUUCAUGUUCCCGGAGUGGACAGAGUGGAUGGAUCCGAGGUGAAGGAAAUAGAACUGGAGUCCAUCAGCCAAUGGGAGACAGGGUUGCUGCGGGAACGACUUCAAGAGCUACUGCUCUGUGCAGACCAGGAGGAGACGCUGAGUCUAGAGGACCAGCAGAGCUUGCAGACCCUCAGUGCCUUUUUACAGAAUCAGGAGGACCUUAAAGAACUGUUCAAAGAGGAACUUGAAACUCUUCAUGCCAUGGGAGAUGGACUCCAGAGGGCAGCAGAGGGAAUACAGAAGUCAGAGACAGAAAUCAGACAGUGCUGAUGUUCUUAAAAAAAAAAAAGAAGAAGAAAAGAAAUCAACAUUUUGUUUCCUUAAGAAAUAUUUCCUCUUUACCUUAAAACAUCCGGGUGGGUGGCAAGAUGGUUGUGAAUAAUACAUUUGCAUAUGUUUACAUGUUCUCAUGACACAAUACAAUACCCUCAGAAUGUGGCACACAUUCCAUCAGCAUAUGUGGUUUUAUACCCUCAGGAACUAUUGUCUCUGGAACUAAUACACAUUUAAGCAAUUAUCAACACCACCGCACCACACAUAUGAUAAUGCAUCAGUCAGUGGGAUUAACAAUAAGGGUAAUCAUUUAACUAAAGUUGUGUGUAUUUUAAGGACACAGUGAUAUGUGCAAAAAUGUCCAUGAAUUAAUCAAGAUAAUCAAGAAAAGAUUGCCUUUAUCUUCAUUAUUAACACAAAUGGUCCUGCCUUUCCAUUCCUCUGUUCUAAUACAGCUAGAUGUAUAGAUCAGUGUUUCUCAACCAGUGGCCCGGGGCCCAUUAGUGGGCCGCGAAAUGUUUUCAAGUUGAAGCUAUUUUUUUAUUUCUAUUAUUAUUUUUUAGCGAAAUAACUGUUUUGUUUGUAAUAGAACACAAUAUUAAUAUAAUCUGUAAUGGAAAUUAGAUGUUUAGAGUAACCAUGUUAAACGUAUAAGUACUUGUACGAAUGAAAGCAGUUUUAGCAAAACCACUCACUAACUUUACAAAACUAAAAGCGCAAACACUG